AAAAUUGCAGGUCCUAUUUCUCAAAAUUCCCCGUAGUUGCCAAAAUUUCACUAGAAAGUAAAGCAAGGUUCCUUCAUUCUCAAAACAGGCUUGCGUCCACGUCGAGUGCGGGGAUGAAGUAGGGCUUUUUCGUCGGAGCAGCCGAUAUAAGCCGAUCCAAGGUUUUCUUCUUUCAUUAUUUUCAAUUCAACUAUCAUAUGCCUGAUCAUCCCCGGGCUACUCUGAAUUCUGAUUAUCUCGCUGACGGUGAUAGCCCCACUGCUCGUGCUAGUCUGUCGCCGUUUAGUGUUGCAGGUUAGCCGUGCUCUUUUACACGGCUGAUGUGUGUGAAAUAACGGCCACAUCCCAUCCAACAAAAUUAAGCAUAUGAAAAUGGAGCUAGUCAUAGAGGCCGAAAUUUAGUCUUCGGCGGUGAUCGCGUGGGGGCCUAUAUGUUCAAUGUUUGUACCUCUAAAAACUUCCGCUAUACAUAUUCUUAUACCCAAUUAUAUUAGGUACUGUUUUCAAGUUUGGCAGUGAGGAUUGAACUUCACCUUAUAAUGCCAGUUCUGCUUCAGAAUUUGAUGAUUGAUAAAGCUGUUACAUUAAUCUGAGCCUUCAAUAUCUAUCAAUUCCACCUACCUCAGUAUAGAUGUUCUGAGCAUAUUUAUUUGAAUUUUGUUUUUGUUUUUCUUCUCCAGCUGUUUGUUAUAGUGAUCAAUAAUGGUUUAAUUUUCCUGAUUUGAUUCAAUCCAUCUUUUUGAGACUUUGUGGAGCUAAGUCCCUGUUUUGUUAUUGAAUCUUAUGUUCUGUUAAUUUGUUUUGGCCUUUUUCGUAUGUCUUUGUUCUUUAAACAGAGAAUUCAAAUAAGCAAGAAUGUACUGAUCACUAUAACGAAUGAUUCAUAGAGAAAAAAAGAUUCAAGUUCGGCUAGGAAAUUAGUGAAAUUAAAAAGAUUCCAGAUCUCCAGUGCGUUGAUUUUUUUUCCUAUGAAAGCAGAAGCUUUUGUGUCUUUGCAGAGCAGAAAUAAAUAAAUGGGUUCAAGCUAUCUACGUUUGGUUUCUUACAGUAAGCAAUUGAGCUUUUAUGCCAAACAUGGCAGCCACGAGCAGACUCUUUCUCUUUUCCACCACAUGCAGGCCUCACUAGCCCUUGCUUUAGACGCCCAUGUCUUCUCUCUUGUUCUCAAGUCUUGCACCGCCCUCCGAAGACCACAUUUGGGCAUUGCCAUCCAUGCUCAUUCCGCUAAAUCCUCCUUACUCUCAAGCCCAUUUGUUGCUUGUGCCCUUGUUGACAUGUACGGAAAAUCUUUGUCUGUUUCACUUGCACGAAAGUUGUUCGACGAAAUUCCCCAUAGAAGUGUUGUUGUGUGGAAUGUCAUGCUAUCACUCUACGUGCACUCAAACAUGUUAUUUGGUGCUUUGCAAUUGUUUGAAGCUAUGGAUGUCCCUCCAAAUGCUUCGUCCUUCAAUCCAAUAGUUGCAGGGUUAUCGAAAUUGGAGGAUGGAUUCAAGGCCAUUGCUUUCUAUAGGCAAAUGCAACAAUGUGGGUUGAAGCCUAAUUUAAUUACCCUUCUUGCUUUAUUACCUGCAAGUGUUGGAGUUGCAUCUUUGGACUUGAUUAAACAAAUUCAUGGUUUUGCCAUGAGAAACGAUAUUGGUGGUCAUCUUCAGUUAAGCAGUGGCCUUGUUGAGGCCUAUGGACGAUGCGGAUGUCUCUCUUAUGCGCACAAUGUGUUUGAUAAUAUGACAGAAAGAGAUGUAGUUGCAUGGAGCAGUUUAAUAUCAGCACAUGCUCUUCAUGGGGAAGCCAGUACUGCUUUAAACAUCUUUCAACAAAUGGAAUUGAGUAAAGUGCAGCCUGAUGCGAUUACAUUUAUAGGGGUGUUGAAAGCUUGUAGUCACGUGGGGUUGGCUGAUGAAGCAUUGGAUUAUUUUAAUCGUAUGCAGAGAGAUUAUGGUCUGCAAGCAAGCAGUGAUCAUUAUUCUUGUUUAGUAGAUGUAUUGAGCAGGGCAGGAAGAUUACAUGAGGCGCAUGACAUUAUUCGUGAGAUGCCAGUGAGGGUGACGGCUAAAGCUUGGGGAGCCCUUCUCGGGGCUUGUCGAAUUUAUGGAGAGUUAGAGCUGGCGGAGAUUGCAGGGAAGGCUUUGUUUGAAAUAGAGCCUGAAAAUGCUGCGAAUUAUGUGCUGUUGGCUAAAAUGUAUGCAAGUGUAGGGAGGCAUGAGGAGGCUCAAAGAAUGAGGAGGGAAAUGAAAGAGAGGAGAGUUAAGGUAGUACCUGGAAGUAGUUGGGUUGUUUAUCAGGAUUGAUUGAGAACCGUUGAUGGGUUCUUAAUGUAGUAUUUGAGAAGUGUGUGUUUAUUACUUGAAGAAAUUAAAUUAAUAAUUUGGUUGAGACGUGAUGAUAGCAUCCAACGUAUCUGAGAUGUUGUGAAGCCAGAUCCUGCUUCAGGGAGAACAUACACAGUGAAACGACAUUUACAUGAGUUACGGGCCAUUUGGAUCGAGAAAAUUGAGAUGAGAAUAAGAUUAGUGGUAAUUAAGAAUGUCUAGAAAUAAUCAGUCUUGAAAUAAGAUCGUUGGAAAUUUAGGAUGUAUGUGUUUAGUUGUGUAUGGGAAUGUUAUUAAAAAUUUAUGAGAACAAAUUCUUUUCUAUUUCA
Messenger RNA from Cucumis melo (muskmelon), 2638 nucleotides. Its product is annotated as putative pentatricopeptide repeat-containing protein At1g03510. Gene Ontology annotation, biological process: RNA modification. The coding region runs from base 1014 to 2288 and encodes 424 amino acids. The transcript has 2 exons. Lineage: Eukaryota; Viridiplantae; Streptophyta; Magnoliopsida; Cucurbitales; Cucurbitaceae. The record is from RefSeq and is a predicted model, not a curated record. Gene Ontology annotation, molecular function: protein binding; RNA binding.